This is a messenger RNA of Lepisosteus oculatus (spotted gar), 5467 nucleotides long. It is a transcript of the gene gpr158a, whose product is annotated as G protein-coupled receptor 158a. Gene Ontology annotation, molecular function: G protein-coupled receptor activity. Gene Ontology annotation, cellular component: membrane. The record is from RefSeq and is a predicted model, not a curated record. NCBI's taxonomy places the organism in Eukaryota, Metazoa, Chordata, Actinopteri, Semionotiformes, Lepisosteidae. Gene Ontology annotation, biological process: G protein-coupled receptor signaling pathway.
AGUGUGUUUGUUAUUGAAGUGUGAGAGGGGUACGGCUCUCUGCGCAUAAGUAAUCCGAUGGGUUUUUUUUUGCUUUUUCAAUUUUAGCACCCUGGGUUAAAGCAUUGAUAGAUACGAAGGGCUACGUGCGAAAUACAAGGCUUUUCCAGCAGGAGCGGGGAUGUGCUUCUUAAACGGACUCCAAAAACACCUUUUAAUGAAAAUCAUUGACUAACGGAGAGAGACGUAAGCGAGCUAACUAUAGCAUCUCUGAGAAAAGGAUGUGACCCGCUGUCCUCGCCGUAUUUUCAAGAAGAGCUAAAAAGAGAGAGAACUGCAUUCCCUUAUCCACAGGUGAAUAUAUCUCAAUUCGCUAACUGAAGAAUAGCAUUUCCUUCUUCGUAAGCAGCUUUGGUGGGAAUAAACUGUGACUUCAACAAGGUACAACGAUAUGGCUGUUUUCCUGUUUUAUUUACUCUUGCAAACGGGAUUUGUUAUUGGAUCAAAUCAUGGAUUUAUGGGGUGGGCAGCUUACCCCGGGCACUCGGCAAUUAAGGACAAGAAGCCUAUCUACAACAGUCACAUUAACAGGGAACCACAGUAUUACGCGUCUUCGACGAAACCAGCAAACGAGCGCUCCGUCGUAUUACAGAAAAUCGUAGAAGAUCUUCCAGAGGUUGUAAAGGCUUUUUUUCAUACUGGGGAUUCUUCCACGCUGAAACACGCCAACUGCUCUCGGCGAAGCGAGCUGGGCAUCCUCCGAAACGCAUCGUACCUGGCUUCUCCUUAUCCCCUCCACAGCGUGCUUGAUACUGUGAUGCACGCCACCAACUUCCUCAACAUGAUCUUGCAGGCGAACAGGUCAAGAGAGCAAAACCUGAGAGGCGACAUUGAAUGGUACCACGCGUUAGUGAGGAGCAUUUUGGAAGGCGAUCCCCAAAUCCAUCGAGCCGUGGUCACCUUCAACGUCAAGCCUCUGUCGUCCGGUCCCCAGGUCUUUCUGCAGGCGACGAGAACGGGCGGCGAGAUUGUCCUGCAGGACCUUUCGACGACGGCUCACCAUCACCUGAAAAACAAGACGGCCGAAACACAGUGGUAUAACGAGUUCAAAAACGGAAAGAAGCCCCGCUUGCUUCGACGAGUUUUGCAACAAGAAAUAAAGCCGGCAGAUUCCUUCUCGAGAAAGGGGGACACGUACGUCGUUGAUAAAACUCAAAUAAAGUGGUCAGACCCUUACUUGGAGUGUGAAAAAGGAAAUUAUAUCCCCCGCUGGCUUCUGACUUUGUCGGCUGGGUUUUACGGACUCAAGUCAAAUAUGGCUCCUGAAUUCAGGGGAGUGGUUCGUGUUGAUGUCAACCUUCAGAAUGUGGAUGUUGACCAGUGUUCCAAUGAUGGAUGGUUUGCUGGGACCCACAGAUGUAACCUGAACAUCACAGAGUGCAAACCACUAAGAGGCCAUGGAUUUGUUCUGGAUAAAUAUAAAUGCCAGUGCAAGAAAGGAUUUUAUCAUCCCAGCAGAGUGUCGGUCAAUGGCUUCAAAAGGAAGGACACAGAUAAUGAUGUUUCGUACAGAGGGGAAUUGUCUGAUGGAGCCAGUGAGUGCUUGCCUUGCAGGGAAGGAUGUUCUUACUGUAGAGAUGAUACCCCCUGCUAUAAACAGGAGGAUGGGCUGUUACGCCACGCUAUCAUCUCUUUUCAAGGAGUCUGCAUGCUGCUGGAUUUCAUCAGCAUGCUGCUGGCUUACCAUUUACGCAAAAACAAGAGUAUCAGAGCGUCUGGUUUAGUUCUCCUGGAGGCCAUCCUUUUUGGAGCUUUGCUGCUGUACUUUCCUGUUAUCAUUUUAUACUUUCAGCCGAGUGUAUUCCGCUGCAUUCUUCUACGAUGGGUUCGUCUUUUGGGUUUUGCUACAGUUUAUGGGACCAUAACUCUCAAGUUAUACAGGGUCCUGAAGGUGUUCCUGUCGCGGACGGCCCAGAGAAUCCCGUACCUGACGAGCUGGAGAGUGCUCCGGUUGCUGGGCGUCAUCCUGCUCAUCGUCUGCUGGUUCCUGGCGGCCUGGACCUCCGCCGUCUGCCAGAACCUGGACCGGGACGUCUCCCUCAUUGAUGUGGGGUACACUCCGGAUGGCCUGCAGUUCAGCAUGUGUCUGUUGGACCGCUGGGACUACAUGAUGGCGCUUGCUGAAUUGAUUUUCCUCUUGUGGGGAGUGUAUCUCUGCUAUGCUGUGCGGACUGUGCCUUCAGCAUUUCAUGAGCCACGCUAUAUGGCUGUUGCAGUCCAUAAUGAACUCAUUAUCUCUGCAAUAUUCCAUAUCAUUAGGUUCACUUUGGCUCCUAACCUUUACCCAGAGUGGAUGCUCAUGCUGUUCUUUGCGCAUGCACACUUGACAGUAACCGUGACUCUCGGCCUUCUCCUUAUUCCCAAGUUUCUUUUUGCGGGAACCAACCCAAGGGAUGACAUUGCUACAGAAGCAUAUGAAGAUGAACUUGAUUUAGGCAGGUCUGGCUCCUACUUGAAUAGCAGCAUCACAUCUGCCUGGAGUGAGCACAGCUUGGAUCCUGAUGACAUUCUGACGCCAGACGAAACGGGCCAGCUCAGUUCUAGUAAUGGCUGUGGUGUAAGGUCAUGCGACAGUCUUUGGGAAAAACGUACCAAUGAGGAACUGAAGAAACUGUACGCCCAGCUUGAGAUCUACAAGAGGAAGAAGAUGCUUGCUAAUAACCCACAUCUGCAGAAAAAACGAAGCUCUAAGAAAGGUUUGGGGCGCUCCAUUAUGAGGCGCAUCACAGAAAUUCCCGAGAGUGUGAGCAGGCAAUGCAGUAAAGAGGACAAGGACCUUGUGGAUCACACAAGCGCGAGGAACAGCAUUUGCACCUUGAGGAAAAAUCCUUUUGACCCUGGCCAUGCCAGCUCCAAACCCAAGGAGGAGUCUUUAAAACACAAAAUGUUCUCUAUUAAAAAGUCCCACAGCAGCUACGACCAUGUGAGGGAUCAAAGUGAAGAGUCUAGCAGUUCCGCCACUGAAAAGAUGGAAGUUUCCAAUACCGAAAACUCCAUUUUAGAUGCCCUGAUGAGCAAGAAGCUUGUGAAAAAGACCCCAGACAGGGCAGAAGCUGAAUCUGCGGAAUCUGUCCCUCUGGUAUGUAAGUCUGCUAGUGCGCACAACUUGACUGCUGAUAAAAAACCACUCCACCCCAGGACAUCCAUGCUACAGAAAUCCCUCAGUGUUAUUGCCAGUGCCAAGGAGAAAACCUUGGGUCUCACAGGCAAAACUCAUAGCAUUGAGUUAAGCAAUAAACAUCAAAAAAGCCAACAUAAGGGAAAAGACUGGUGCAAGACACAAUCAGGGGAGAGUGAGAAAUCUGAGUGCAUCCAGAAAAACAUGGGUAAUCAGUCUGAGGAGUACAAAAAGUCGGGCAAACCUGGAAUCAUGAAACACCAAGGGGGUGGCAGUCAGCCCUCUUUAUGCUCUGAUCCAGGAAAGAUGGGAUCAAAAGAUCAGUGUGACAUUUCUGAAAUAUGCCCUUGGGAAGUUCAAGAUGUUCCUACUACUCCAUCCGAAAAUAAAGUCCAAAAACACGUGUCCAUUGCACCUGUGGAGACCACCUCAGUUCACGGAUCAAGCACCAAAGGAAAACUGCAGCACAAGCAGAAAACUGCAGACAAUUUGCCUUCAAACAGCAGACAUUCCGAUGAGAAGAAAGUUGACAAGUCAGAAAUAUGCCCAUGGGAGGUUGAAGAGUGUCAGGAAACGACAGAGGGGACAACACAAGCAAACAUUCCGUCUCUAUCACCUCAUUUUACAAACGAGAAAUCUAAUAACAGCCAGAAGGCUGAGAUUUGUCCUUGGGAUUUUGAAGAGCUGCCAUCCCAAGGGACGAACGCACAACCUACUGAGCCACACAAGAUGAAACACGGAGGGCAGAAUAAGAGUUCAGCACCCACCGAUGUCAAAGUAAAGGGGUUGCUUUCAGACUCUUCGAAAUCCAGCUGCAAUGUACAACAACCUUUGUCCAGAGAAGUCUGCCCUUGGGACUACGAUGCUCCAGAGUCCCCACAUUCGGAAAAGGCUUCUAACGUAACUCCCCUUUCAAAAGCAAAGGAUUCCCCUUCAAAGAAGAAAGGGUUAUAUUCCAUAAAAAUGAAAGAAGUUAUAGGAUUGGAAAGAGACAAGGAAAAGACAAAAGACAAGAAUGCUGAAAAAGGUAAAUCAAAGGGCAGAGAAAAGAGCAGUUCCAACAAAGCUGCAGAGAAACCUGUUAACCGCUCAAAAAUGGCAGAGGUCUGUGCCUGGGAAGUUGAAAGCAGUCAAAGUCAAGUUGCAUCAAUUGGAGAUAAAAGGAAGGCCACAGUGAACAAACUGGGAGCAGAAAAGAGCAAGCAAGCUGAAAUUUGCCCAUGGGAUUUUGAGGGUAUGUCUGAAAGCAAGGAAGUAGACUUAAAUACCUGUGCAAAAAAACAAGAUGAAUAUUCAGAACAGGGUUCUGCUAGUAAAAACAGAAUAGCAGAAGUUUGUCCAUGGGACUUCGAUGAUCAAACUUCAGGGAAAAACGCAUGACACUUGACAUGAUUGGACAACAGAAUAUUUCUUUUGCAUUAAAAAUUUUUCACAGUAUGAACCCCUUCAACAUCAACUUGAUGCAACUGCAGGCGACUUCUAAGUACAGAAUAUGAGUCUUUCAUAUGUUGCCUUUCCCCCUGGUUUUCUUCCUUUUCCUUAGAAUAUUUAUAUUAAGCAUUCCAGAUUGCUACUGAGUAUUUGCUGUAUUCUUGAAGACACAAUAUUAUGCAACAACAUUUCCAGUCACUUUCACUGCAAUUGUGGGAAUGUUAAUUCCCCACAAAUAGUGUGUGUACACAUGGCCACUGAAGCUAUAACAUUUUAAAAUGCAUUUGAAGUUGGGACUCUGUACUGUUAUACACACAGUGUUCUUUGCAAUUAACUACAAUUAACUAUAGAGCAAAUAAUGUAAAGAAUCUCCAGAACUCCACUGUCCAUUUGAUCAAAUUUCAGGUUUUGUAUCCAACUUCUCCUUUUAGAGAUUUCCUUAAAACACAGGCACACUUGAAGAAGGACAUUAAGUGGGUACUGUACAGUACGUUUCCAGUAAUUCUGCACUGACAGCGAAUGGAUUGUAUUUGAUCUACUGACAGACAACUAAUUACAGUAAAUAUUUUGAUUGCAGGGAUCCCAAGUAUCUAAAGUACCGUAGCUAAGGGUAAGUAAGGGCAACGUGCUCUGAGUGCAGGUUAAGCUCUGUGAUCUAACCAUCAUGAGUCUGAGUUAACUGUGACACAGAUUUCCCAGGCAGAAGUGCACAGUUAUCAGGGUGAUGCUGAGCAGGGGGUUGCAUUUAGUCAGCCUGGGCUCUCAGCCUUCGAGCCUUCACAGGUGCUGGCAGGCUUGCAGUCUCAUCGGGAAGAGGUGUGCCACUUCUCCAGCUGACACCAGCACACCUCUCGAGACGUGUAAAGCUGGCAGCAUUUU